Molecule: messenger RNA, 906 nt
Organism: Meriones unguiculatus (Mongolian gerbil)
Lineage: Eukaryota; Metazoa; Chordata; Mammalia; Rodentia; Muridae
Gene: Tmem126b
Product: transmembrane protein 126B
Exons: 5
Coding region: 75-761 (228 amino acids)
Biological process (GO): mitochondrial respiratory chain complex I assembly
Cellular component (GO): mitochondrion
Source: RefSeq, a predicted model, not a curated record
AGCUGUCAGCCAGCUGCAAGUCCCGCCCCUGGCGCUCCGGCCACACCCUCCCGCCAGUCACGUGAGGCGCGAAGAUGGUGGCGUCCGAGCGACAGACCUGGUCUGAGUCGAGGGCUACCAAUGUGCUGCAGGAAGGAGGUAGAGAAGCACCCCAGGACAUCAAGAUGGCAGUUUAUAAACAUGGUCAGCUGAUUCCUUCUCUAGAAGAUAUAAAGCUCAGAAGUCCAGUGAUAACCGAAAUCAUAGAAAAGAAGUUUGAAUACUUUAGAAAAGAGACUUUAAACAUAGAUGGAACUUUAGUCCUUGGAGCAAGUGGGAGUUUGUCUGGAAUACUUGCAAACUUAAUUUUCAGAAACAGCUUCAAGGUUCAGUAUGAAGCUUUGAAGACCUAUGCAUCCUUGACCACACUUCCAUUUUUGGCUACCAUCGUUACCUACAAUCUCUUUGUAACUUACCCUUUGCAUUCAGGUAACAUAAGCAAGGAAAGCUGUGUUUUGAGAAGUUCGCUGAUUGCCGUGGCAUGUGGUUUUUCAUAUCCCAGUGCUUUGGCUUUUUAUAAAAAUGGACGUUUGGCAGUUAAGUAUCACACUGUUCCACUGCCACCAAGAGGAAGAGUUGUGCUCCAUUGGUUACUCCUUUGUCAGACUGGGAUGAAAGCAAUGGCCGUUCCUCUACUCUUUCAGAUAUUAUUUGGAGUGUUUCAUGGCUUACGCCACUAUGCUAUAUAUGAAAGACAUGCAAACAGUGUUCUUGAAGAUUAAUCAAAGAAUCAGUGGAGGCCAACUCAGCAGAAUGGAUCAUUUUAUAAUAAGGACUUGGGCACUGGUCAAAGAGUGAAAAGUAACUCUGCUCCUUUUGCCUAGUAUUUAUUAGAUCUCAGUAAAUAUAAAUGUGAAAUAAAUACAA